Molecule: messenger RNA, 1620 nt
Organism: Fusarium verticillioides 7600
Lineage: Eukaryota; Fungi; Ascomycota; Sordariomycetes; Hypocreales; Nectriaceae
Product: cytochrome P450, family 17, subfamily A (steroid 17alpha-monooxygenase)
Exons: 1
Coding region: 1-1620 (539 amino acids)
Molecular function (GO): oxidoreductase activity, acting on paired donors, with incorporation or reduction of molecular oxygen; heme binding; iron ion binding
Source: RefSeq, a predicted model, not a curated record
AUGGCAGUUUCUUCAAUUUCGGUUUUGGUGCUUGGAAUUGUUGCCGGUGCAGCGCUAUUUUACUUGUGGUCACCAACUGGGAAAUACAGGAAGAGGCCCCUCAAACUGCCCAUCAUCGGUGACAUCCACAGCUCACCGAUCGAGAGGCCACUCCUGCGAUGGGAUGAUUGGGUGAAAGAGAAUGGGGCUAUCGCAACGUCGAAACUGUUCGGUAUAGUGCCAGUUGUUGUUAUCAAUACAGCCGAGGCAGCUACAGAGCUACUGGGCAGGAGGGGUGCUUGGUAUAGCAAUCGUCCAAGGUCCGUGGGCAUGGAGAUGAUUACAGGCGCUGGGCCAGGAAAGUCACGGUUCACGCUGAUGCACGACAUGGAUGCGCAUUUGAAACUUCAUCAUCGCAUCUUGUCUCCGUCGCUCGGUGGUAUCGCUGCUCCGCACUAUCAGCCGGUCAUGGAACUCGAAGCCAAGCAGCUCGUCAAGCACCUUGUCGAAAUAAGCGAACAAAAAUCAUUGGUUAUUGCCAGCGACGACAUCUUCCCUUUGCUUGAGCGCGCACAAGCGAUUAUCAUUCUCGCCUUGCACUAUGGCGUUCGGGUACCCACCCUCGAUGAUCCACUGUAUAAACGGGUCCGUGAGACGCAGGCUAAGGUCACCUCGUAUGCGUCGAAGCCUGGCCUACCCGAUAUCUUCCCGUUCCUUGCCAAUCUCCCAGCGAUAAUUUCACCAUGGCGCAAAGCUGCAGAUGAGUUAUUCAACAAGCAGAAAGACCUCAACCUGCACUUGUUAAGCCUUGGUGAUGAUAAUCCCGGAUGGAACGCAACAAAACAAAGCCGCUCCCUUGCAGCGAAAUACACCAAGGAGCCAAUUUCCGACACUGAUCUCGCUUUCACGCUUGCGACGAGUGUUCAAGGUGGUAUAGAGACUAGCACUCGUACAAUACUCUGGUUGUUCAUCGCUGCAACAACGGGCAACAAAAGGUUUAUGAAGAGAGCGCAUGACCUACUGGAUGCUGUUGUUGGACGGGAUCGAUUCCCUCGCUUCUCGGACAGAUCCUCCCUCUGUUACAUUGAUGCCAUCAUAUCUGAACUUCUGCGUUGGCGACCUAUUUCCCCCGGAGGUGUGCCUCGUCGGGCAGACAAACAAGACUACUUUAAUGGUAUCAGAAUCGUCAAGAAUGCAAUGGUCUUGACGAAUGCAUGGUCUAUCGGUCGUGACGAAGCUGUGUUUGACCAGUCACUUGGCGGCCUAGACGAAUUCAUUCCCGAAAGAUGGGUGGAUGGUGAAAGCAUGGACACAGACAUUAAGAACCAAGGAGAACUAAGGACCUCACUCCCGCUGCCAGUAUUCGGUCACGGUCGGCGAAGCUGUCUUGGAAAACGUGUUGCCGUAGAUGGUACCUUUGCCCAGGUCGCGACGAUGAUCUGGGCGUUUGACUUCGAGCGUGCUGAAGAGGUACAUGAGAUGGAGAUGAAGGUUGUCUGGUUUAUGACGGAGCCCAAGCCGUUCAAGUUCAAGCUGAAGCCGAGGGGUCCAUGGGUAUUAAAGGUCAUCGAGGAGGAGUGGAGGACUGCCGAUAAAGAGCUUAGCAACAUCAUGGGCAACAUAAGCGAUAUUGAGAGCUGA